AUGGCGUUCCCCGAGGCCAACAACACAGACUCCCUUGCGCUCGGUUUGCGCUUGGGCCUGGCAUCGCCCGAGUCCGUCCACGGGAAGCACGAGGAAGCAAAGGUCGCCUUCAACAAAUUCGUCGAUGCGCGGUACAAAGAUGGCUCAAGUGCAUACUCUGAAGUUGGGGUGCUCCUGGUGUGCUGGACCGACGACGACCUGGACGUGAAGGCCGAGGUUGACAUGCUCAAGCAAGUCUUCGACGAGCAAUUCCGCUUCUACACCGAAGUCUACAAGAUUCCGAGCGAGGAUUCCGCAGCAAAGUUACGCGCAAAGAUGCAGCGCUGGGCCCAUAAGUUUGAGGGCGCCCAGAAGCUAAGCAUCAUCUACUACGCCGGCCACGGUAGCCAGGUCGAUGGAAAUUCCACAGAUUUGGCGAUACACGGGACUCGCCAGGAAACAAAAGCGAACACGUUCUUCAACUCGUCAUUCCAACCGUUGAACUUGACGGACACGGACUGUUUGCUGAUCCUCGACUGCUGUUUCGCUGCCGCAAGCUUUUCUCGAGGCGAAAUCGGCCGGAGGAAGUUUGAGCUCCUUUGCUCCGUGGCUCCCAGCGAACUGGCUUACGGCCCCAAAAACGCCAGUUCCUUCACCAAGGUUCUCUGCGCUGCUCUUGAGGAUUUGCUGGUAGAGCACCCAUCGCAAGGCUUCUCCACCUCGGAGCUGUACAGAAAACUUUACCACAAAUCUAUCCGGACCAAGAAGCCCUUCUUGUUCGACCAAUCGUCCAAGAACUUCGGCUGGAUUUACCUUCGCCCCUUCUACUACGGGCCAGAAGCAAAACAGGAAAACAUAGCUGUCGAACUACGCUUGGAAAUGUCUAGAAUGCCCGCGGAACCGGAGAUGAAGGAGUUGGCGGCUCACAUGCAAUAUCUUCCACUUGUGAAGAAGCUGAAGUUCCAGCAUUUGCACGCCCCAGACCACAUUCUUCAGGAGUUUUUCGACGAUUUGAUCAGGCGGCAGAGAAUCAGGCCGUUCAUCAGGACUCUUCGCCAGCGAGUCGCCAUGAGGCGCAACAAGGCCUUCGGCUUGCCCGAUACCGAAGAGGAAAAGCGAGUCGCUCGUGACGACGUCAUCGACUUGUACGACUGGGGAGUCGAGUCAGAACAUAUCCCGCCCCGUGGGCCGGUUCGGCGUGCAAGCAUGCAUUACAAAAAGGGUCUUUCCAGACAAACGACCGCCGUCGACAGCAGUGCCAAUGACGACAAUUGCAUCGAAUACGAGGAUACUUCUCCAACUAAAAACACCGUGUUCUUCGCAGUCUCGCUCACGACAGCUCUCAAUUCCCCGGUACUGAGGGCAAGGCGAAAGUAUGCGGAACUCUCGCCCAUCAAACAUCUCCUCGAGUUUUCCGUUACGUUUUUAAUCCUUUCCUUGGAAAUGAUGUUGCGCUGGUGUAAUGCGAUUUGCGAGUGGGCGCGGCAGUCCCGAAGACAACGAGACUAG
Messenger RNA from Diplodia corticola, 1488 nucleotides. Its product is annotated as tyrosine-protein phosphatase non-receptor type 6 protein. Lineage: Eukaryota; Fungi; Ascomycota; Dothideomycetes; Botryosphaeriales; Botryosphaeriaceae. The coding region runs from base 1 to 1488 and encodes 495 amino acids. Gene Ontology annotation, molecular function: cysteine-type endopeptidase activity. The transcript has 3 exons. The record is from RefSeq and is a predicted model, not a curated record. Gene Ontology annotation, biological process: proteolysis.